Messenger RNA from Alternaria atra, 573 nucleotides. RefSeq lists its product as uncharacterized. Gene Ontology annotation, molecular function: actin filament binding. The coding region runs from base 1 to 573 and encodes 190 amino acids. Gene Ontology annotation, biological process: regulation of actin filament polymerization; Arp2/3 complex-mediated actin nucleation. The transcript has 4 exons. The record is from RefSeq and is a predicted model, not a curated record. Lineage: Eukaryota; Fungi; Ascomycota; Dothideomycetes; Pleosporales; Pleosporaceae. Gene Ontology annotation, cellular component: Arp2/3 protein complex; cytoskeleton.
AUGCCCGCCUACCACUCUGUCUUCCUGGAUGAGCCCAACCAGCAAUUGAUCGGAAACUUUGCUCUCCUCCCGCUUCGUACACGGACCCGCGGCCCUGCCAUCCAGCUGCCCGCCCUACCUGCCGAUGUCACAGAGCUCACCAUCGAUGCCUCACACGACUCGUACGACCCCUUAGACGAAAUCCUCGCCCUCUUCCGCGCCAACACAUUCUUCCGCAACUUUGAAAUCAAGGGACCGGCCGAUCGCGUGCUCAUCUAUGGCAUCCUAUACGUUAGCGAGGUACUGGGCAAGAUCAAGCCAGGCAUGAGCCGGAGAGAAGCUGAGAAGGCUGUUAUGAACAUUGCGCUGGACACAAACUUCGCCAUCCCAGGCGACGCUGGAUUCCCGCUGAACCAGGCUUUCGAGGCACCGGCGGACAGGAACGGAGCAGAAGUGCUGCGACAGUACAUUAUGCAAAUGCGACAAGAGUUGGCGACACGGUUACUCAAUAGGGUAUACGCAGACGAGACAAACACGCCUAGCAAGUGGUGGCUGAGCUACACCAAGAGGAAGUUCAUGGGCAAGGCUCUGUAG